AUGAUGCCAAUGUUUCAUCACUCGAGUCCACCUAUUCAACCCUUUGGACAGCUUCAAAUUGAAUCGACUGUUGAAAGAACAUCGUGUCCGUGUGAUACAAGUACUAUGGCAAAUGGCUACAUGUAUUCAUCAGAUCGUAUUGAUCGUAAUGAUGCUUCUUUAUCCUCAUCUGAUCAAGAUAGGAGAGAUAAACGUUGGUGUAGCAGUACUAGUCGAGGGAGUUGGGGACGUGCAUGGAGUCGAGCAUUGAGUGUUACACAGGAUCGAGAAAACCAGACGACGAUUCCAGCAUUUGUGACAGCAACACCAACGUCAGUGUGGAAUACCUUUUUACAAACGGUGAGUAAUUUUGCAGAUAAAGUAGCAAUAACUGGACGGGAACAAGUGGCUGAUCGGACUCGUCGUAGGCGUUCGUUGUAUACUGCCCCCAUGGUGGAUGUAGCCUAUUCAUGGGCACAACAUGCCGUUCGCGUACGUUGUGUGGCAAGGAUGUUAUUGCAGCUUGGAUUUUGUGCUGGAGAAGGAGUUGUGAUUAGUGCUCAGAACAGUCCGUUGUUACAGGCGGUAAAUCUUGCGGUAGUGUCGCUAGGUGGCGUAGUAGCUCAUGUUCGCAGUACAUGGAGCGCAAGCGAACUUCGGGAACAUAUUUUUCCGACUGCUGACGCGACGCUUGUGGUUGUCGACUCGUUAGAGGAUAACUUUCGACAAGCACUAGAAGCGCUGGAUGAUCAGCCGGAGACACUUCGACCAACUUUUCGUGCGGUCGUGAUUCUUGGUGAUUUAGCUGCUGUAGACUGUGCUGUCGCGAACCUACCUGCUAAUAUUAUCGUUGUUGGGGCAGAGGACCUUCUUGCGACCAAUACAUUUACAACGGGUGAUGCUGCUAUGACGCCGUCGCUCAACUCGCUGGCGCCCUGUGUAUUGCCAGGUCAAUGCUGUCUGCUAGCCUUCGAUUACGAUGGUUUAGGACGCAUUCGAGGCGCUGAGCUAUCGCAUGACAAUGUCAUUUAUACGGCAGCUGCCUUGGUACGAAGCUUUGGUCUUCUUAGUCGUGACCGUCUGGUGGGAUACUUGCCGUUGCAUCACGUGGCAUCGCAAGUGAUUGAGUUUUAUAUGCCACUUGCUGCAGGUUUACAAGUGGUUUGUGCGCCAACGUACGAUCUGCCCCUUGUUCGUGUGAUUGCAGAGCACAAGCCGACGGUUUUUUUCGCGACACCUGCUACGUGGACGCGCUUUAGCCAGCAAGUUUAUCGCGCUAAAGGUGACGCGAAUGCUGCCAUAUACCGUUGGGCCAAGACGCGUGCUACAAAUAACUCACAGAAGCUGCUCUUUGCUAAAGGCAAAGGAGCGAAGAGCCGGAGUUUAGGCUACAUGCUUGCAAAGGCACUUGUACUGAACAACAUCAAGAAGAAAAUUGGACUUGAGAGCUGUACUGCAUGCUAUUCGGUGUUAGCCCCGCUCGAUUUCGAGCUCGAGCGGCUUUUUAAGACGGUUGAUACGCCAAUCUACCAGCUCUUUGGUACUGCUGAGACGUCUGGUUUUGCUGCAAUCAAUUUCCCGCACGCUUGGGAGUUAGGAAGCUGUGGUCGUGCAUUGCCUGGCACCACGAUCCGAUGUGAUGAGCGUUCUCAAGAAACAGUGCUACGUGGACGCAACGUAUUCCAGGGUUAUCGCUACUCUCGUUGCAGUGGCACAAAAAGCAGCAACAAUAGCCUAAGUUCUAACUAUUACAGUGACGACACCAGUGACCAAUACACUCCAACGUGUGACUCAGAUGGAUGGCUCUGUCUAUGGCAACGUGGAUUUCUAACGCCUACUGGUUUUCUCAAGCUCAGUGAUCCGCGAGAUUUUCUCGUGCUUGCCACGGGCGAUUGGGUUCCUAUUCAGCCUUUUGAGCGGGCAAUGAUGGAGUUGAUGCCAGAACUCGAUCGUGCUGUGCUAAUAGGUGACGGCCGUACGUUUGUAAGUGUGCUCUUAUUUCUCAAGACCAGUGGUGCCGGUUGUCGAAGUGCUGCUACAAACAAGCAGAUAAAUGGUAUUCCACUGGACGAUGUUGCACUGAAGGUUGGGUAUCUGAUUGGCAGUAGUGCUACUACAGUUACCGAGGCGAUUCGUUGCCAACAAUGGGCUGUACAUUUUGACACGAUUCUAGAGAAAUUGCCUCAAGUGUGCUCAAUCUCUGGUUAUCGUGUGUGCAAGUGGAUUCUAAUGGCUACGGAUUUUUCUAUCGAGUCUGGUGAACUAGAUCCAGAUACGGGCGACAUUUGUCGUCGCACGGUGGAUCAAAAGUACCAGGCAUUACUAGAUUCAUUGUAUAGCUAA
Peronospora belbahrii is the source of this 2322-nucleotide messenger RNA. Lineage: Eukaryota; Oomycota; Peronosporomycetes; Peronosporales; Peronosporaceae. The record is from the annotation of a GenBank genome assembly.